Molecule: messenger RNA, 1380 nt
Organism: Penicillium canescens
Lineage: Eukaryota; Fungi; Ascomycota; Eurotiomycetes; Eurotiales; Aspergillaceae
Product: MCT family MFS transporter
Exons: 3
Coding region: 1-1380 (459 amino acids)
Biological process (GO): transmembrane transport
Cellular component (GO): fungal-type vacuole membrane
Molecular function (GO): transmembrane transporter activity
Source: RefSeq, a predicted model, not a curated record
AUGAAGCUAAAUGUUUGCAGCGGUUUAAGCUUGCGUUUAACGCCACCCGCGAACACAGAGGGCGAAUAUUCAAGCGACACUCUCAAUGAAAUGGAACAAGACAGCGACCUGGUUUUUCCAGAUGGUGGGUGGCGUGCGUGGAGUGUCAUUCUUGGCUCUUGGUGCGCAAUGGUGCCCUCAUUUGGGCUUAUGAAUACAAUCGGCGUGUUCGAGGCUUGGUUGGCAGAUCAUCAAUUGAAAGGCUAUUCGAAAGCUUCCAUCGGCUGGAUAUUCAGCCUGUACAUGUUUUUUCUUUAUUUUGGAAGCGUGCAAGUCGGACCUCUUUUUGAUUCGUAUGGCCUUAGGCCUUUGCUGGUCCCGGGAUGCGUUGGGCUCGUCGCAUCACUGAUGAUAUUCAGCGUUGCAGAAGGUGCUUUUUUCCCUACUAACCGAGCUGACUUCGCCAAAACUGAUGAUAAGCAAUACUACCAAUUCAUGCUAGGAUUCAGUGUCCUUGGCGGCAUCUCCUCAUCAAUGGUGUUCACCCCUAGCAUAGCCUGCAUUGCCCAUUGGUUUCUCAGACGUCGUGCACUGGCCACCGGCAUAGCCGCGACUGCUGGGGGCAUUGGAGGAAUCAUAUUUCCUGUCUUGGUCGCUAAUCUCGCGGGAAGUCUAGGCUUCCCAUGGACUAUUCGAAUUAUUGGAUUUAUAAGUGCAGCAUUCUGUUUUCUGAGCGUCGCGCUUUUGAGGACCAGACUACCCGUAAAUUCGGUGAAAAAAGGAACUGUCGAUAUCAGAGCUUUGAAAGAACCAUGCUUCUCAUUGUUGACGGCCGCCAUUGUUUUGAUCGAUUUCGCCCUCCUGAUUCCAUUGACUUAUUUGCCGUCCUAUGCUCAAUCUCGCGGCUUGGAAGAUCCUAUUGCAUACAACCUAUCAUCUAUCCUGAACGCCGCGUCCAUAGUUGGGCGGAUCGUCCCUGGAUAUUUUGCUGACCGAUUUGGACGAUUCAAUGUGAUGAUCAUCACGACAUUUGUUUGCUCGGUGUUUACUUUCGCCCUCUGGCUUCCAUCCAAGUCAAACCAGGCGGCCAUUUUGGCUUUCGCCGUGCUUUUUGGAUUUUGGAGCGGCACUGCAAUCAGUCUCUCCCCUGUUUGUGUUGCCCAAAUUUCCAAAACAGAAGAUUUCGGAAAGCGUUACGGUACAACCUAUUUCUUGGUCAGUGUAGGCACACUCGUCGCCAUUCCAAUUGCUGGCGAGCUCUUAAAAGUCCAAACAUCCACAAUCGGCCAGGAUGACUAUACUGGAUUAAUAGUCCUUUGUGGGCUUGUCUAUUCUUGUGCAUGCAUCUUUUUUAUCUUAUCUAGAGGCGUGAGCGUUGGUUGGGGUUUGAAGGUUUUCUAG